Molecule: messenger RNA, 1033 nt
Organism: Dinoponera quadriceps
Lineage: Eukaryota; Metazoa; Arthropoda; Insecta; Hymenoptera; Formicidae
Exons: 7
Coding region: 1-999 (332 amino acids)
Biological process (GO): detection of chemical stimulus involved in sensory perception of smell; sensory perception of smell
Cellular component (GO): plasma membrane
Molecular function (GO): odorant binding; olfactory receptor activity
Source: RefSeq, a predicted model, not a curated record
AUGGAGCUCAUUUGGGAUCGUUAUUACAGCUUCACGAAGAGAGUUUUAUCGCUCGCCGGACAGUGGCCUUAUCAGAAUAAGAAUGAGAAGAUGCUCAGGUUGAGUAUAGUAACGACUGCCGUACUUGUCAUAAACGUUCCACAGACGUGCAAAUUUAUUCAAUGCGACAAAAACUUGGAGUGCAUUACCAGGACUCUGCCACCGUAUAUACUCGUACUUGUGGUCAUGGUGAAGCUGUAUAUAAGCCAAUUCAGGGCUAGCAAAAUUAAGAUUCUCACGGAUCGCGUUUCCAUCGAUUGGAAAAGAUUGCAGAACGUGGAAGAGUACGAAAUCAUGGAGACGUACGUUACGAGUGCGAGAUGGAUUGUCCUUAUGUAUACCGCAGUUUGUAUGAUAGGUCUCCACAUAUUUAUCUUAGUGUCUCUCAUACCGCACAUACUGGACAUCGUGUUACCCCUCAACGAGUCCCGCCCCAUAGUGUUGCCGUUUGAGGCGUAUUACUUCGUUGAUGAGAGAAAAUACUUCUUUUAUAUUUUCUGUUACGAUCUCAUAGCCGCGGAAAUAGGUAUGAUAGGUCUUAUCGCCUACGAUAUCAUAUUCUUUACUUUCGUGGAACACGUCUGUGGCAUCUUCGCUGUAACCGGAUUUCGUUUCGAGCAUUUGGUAUUUGAGAAUAUCGAUGCAGUAAAAGUUGUUAAUAAUGACACGGAUGAGACGUAUAAUAAUAGAAUGGCGUGCAGCGUUGACGCGCAUCGUGCAGCUCUAGAAUUCGCGGAACGUCUUGAGAAUACUUUUUCCUUAAAUUUCGGUAUAGAAUUACUGUUAGUGACAGUAGUACUGAGUAUCACCCUAUUGCAAAUCACAAUGCAAUCCGAGGACACUGUAGAAACAAUGAGGUACGUUCUCUACGUGCUCGCCCAACUGGUUCACUUACUCGUCUUUUGUUGUGAAGGCCAAAGACUGAUAGACCACAGUCUGCAAAUACGUGAUAAAAUGUAAGGCAACCGCGUUAAUGUCGAAAUUAACGUUCAAU